UUUCUUCCGUGUUAAGAAAUGAAUAGGUAAUUCGCGUAUAUUUAAACUAAAAGUUAAUGGGUUAACAGACAGAUUAUCUUGAUGGCGUCGUCAAAGAUUGUUGUUGCUGCCAUUGACUUUGGUACAACGUUUUCAGGAUAUGCAUUUUCCUUCGCUCAUGAUUAUGAAAAUGAUCCAUUGAAGAUUCAGACAAAUCACUGGAUCGGCGGAGGUCAUUUGUCACUCAAGGCACCGACGUCAAUAUUGUUUAGUCCCGACAAACGAUUCCAUUCAUUUGGAUAUGAAGCAGAAGAUAAAUACUCGGAUUUGGCGGAAGAAGACAUGCAUUCUGACUGGUACUUCUUUCGGAGGUUUAAGAUGAUACUUCAUCAAAAUAAGGUAUUGUCAAGAAAAACGCUUCUGCUGGAAGUAAACAGGAAACCACUAUCAGCUCUUACAGUGUUUUCGGAAGCCAUAAAAUACUUAAAGAAGAAUCUGACCGAGACAAUAUUUAAGAGGGUGACAGGCUUUGAAGAAAGUGACAUUUACUGGGUCCUGACUGUUCCAGCAAUAUGGACAGACGCAGCGAAACAGUUCAUGCGUGAGUCUGCCCUUCAGGCUGGUAUAAAUGGAAAGCGCCUUGAACUAGUUCUCGAGCCAGAGGCGGCAUCGGCUUUCUGUAAAUGUCUCCCGGUAGAACGUCUCAACGAUGGCCAGUCAAUGACUUUUGACUGCUUUCUUCCGGGAACUUGUUACAUCGUUCUUGAUUUAGGAGGUGGAACAGUUGACAUCACAGUUCACUCUGUUCAAGAAGAUGGCAGUCUUUCUGAAAUUGCAAAGGCCAGCGGUGGUGCUUGGGGCAGUACACAAGUUGAUGAUGCUUAUCUUGGAUGUUUGGCAGAGAUGUUUGGAACCAAAGUUAUUGAAACAUUUAAGAAAGAGCAUACUGGAGAUUUUUUAGACAUGAUGAGAGACUUUGAAGUAAAGAAGAGGGCAAUAUCUGAGGAGAAAGAAGGCAACAUAGUACUCAGGAUUCCAGCAGCGUUUGCAGAAACAUACAAGAGCUUGAACAGUAGUCCUAUUUCGAAGCACAUCUUUAAGGGACGCUUUGCUGAAAUAACCCAGCUCAAGAGGGAUAAGCUCAACAUAAAUGUUGAUGUAUUUAAACAGUUUUUCGCAAGUUCAAUAUCAAACACCAUUGAACAUGUCAAAAGAAUCUUAGCCGAGAAUGAGUGCAGUAACAUCAGUACAAUUUUGCUUGUAGGUUGCUUUGCAGAAUCUGAGAUAGUACAACAAAGAAUUCGUGAAGCGUUUCCAAAUAAGAGAGUGAUCGUUCCUAGCGAGUCCGGAUUAUCGGUCCUCAAAGGAGCAGUUCUUCUUGGUCAUUUCCCAAGAAUAAUGAAGAGCAGGAUCAGUAAAUAUACCUACGGGACCGAAGUGAUAAAUAGAUUUGAAACAGGGCAGCCAAAAAAUACAAAGUAUUCGAAAAUGAAGAAUUCAGAUGUCGUUAUAUAUUUAAAAAAUUUGUACGAGCUGGAGAGGCAGUACCCGUAGGAACUAUAGUUGAAAAGCAUUACAUCUCGGACACAUUUGAUGUAAAGGAGGGUCUUGGAUUUUAUGCCUCAACGGAAGAAAAUCCACAAUACGUAACGGAAGAAAGCUGUUUCAAAAUUGGCACUGUUAAAGUUGAAAAAGUACGAGAAGAGUAUAAGCUCGAAAUGCAUUUUGGAGAAACGGAAAUCCUUCUUAAGUUCAUUUUUGCCGACGGAAAGAGACAAACUGAGACAAUCAACUUUCUCUGUGACUAGAAUAAAUAUAACUUUCUAGUUAUAUGUGGAUAUUGCAUUUUAAAUCAAAGACCUAACAGGUUCAAUCAAACCAAGUCUACUAUUACUUUGCAUGGUUGCAUUUUGUUGUUUUUUUUUGCUUCCAAAGGAUCUUCUAAUAGAUUUUUUGAUUAUCACAGCAGCAGUCUUCAAGUGAUGUGUAACGGCUGUAAAAAGUUUCUCCCUAUUUUGACUUGUUAUAUUUUCUGGUCCUUUGGGAUCGUGGAGUCAGAAUCAGUUUUACUGUAAUACCACGGUCACACAUACGGCGCGGAUAGCUACUUCUAGCUACGGAUAGAAACGUAGUAACCCGAAUCGAUCCGUACCUGAGCCGAACGGAUUGGUACGGAUUGAUACGGAUUACUACUUUAAGGUACGGCUCAGGUACGGAUCGAUACGAAUUACUCGGUUUCUAUCCGUGGCUAGACGUAGCUAUCCGCGCCGUAUGUGUGACUGGGGUAUUAUAGAGUUCCGCGUACGACGAUGCUAGUUGGCGUGAGGUAUGUUGCAUGGCUCAUAACCUGUCAUGAACAGACUCAGUCAAACCUUGUUUACUAUUAUUUUGCUUCGUUGCUUUCCAUGCCUUCAAAGGAUCAUGUUAUAGAUAACAAACUGUAGAUUUUCUUAACAAUUUUUAAUAGUUUUGUUAUAAUAGUCUAGUGGAAAUAAAUAAAUUUCUCACGCAAAAAUUACUCGCAAUUGUGACGGACACCCUCAGUGAAAUCAUUAAUAUUAGCGAGGGACUAAUUUUCGUUGAUUCUGUGGUUGUAUCAUCCACAAAAUUAUAUCCUAACGAACUAAUAAAAUUCCCGAAAUCUACGAAUUCAUAUCCCAACGAAAUAGCAAUUUUGUUCAAAACCUAAAAUUUCAUGUCCACAAAAUUAAAUGAUUUUACUGUAUUUUUUCCUUACUGAAUUAUUUAACCUAUGAAGAACAUAGAAAGAUUCGGAGCGGAUAACCUUGGCUACAGAUAUUGCACCUUUUCCUCUUAUAUGAUUCCAACUAAGAUCUAGAGUCUCUAGAGAUUCAUUUUGUGCUAAAAUGGAUAAACAUAAAUGCUACCAAACAGAAACAUUGCUGUAUGUCGUAGGAAGUCCACCAUUGCUACGUAAUAUACAUAUACACGUAACGCGAUACAUGAAAUAGUGUUUAAAGGGUUUAAAGAAAAAUAGACAGUUUUGUACUUAAAAUGCAUACACUAUUAUAAUUAAAUCAUCUAAAACAUAA
Mercenaria mercenaria is the source of this 3032-nucleotide messenger RNA. RefSeq names its product heat shock 70 kDa protein 12A-like. Gene Ontology annotation, molecular function: ATP binding; ATP-dependent protein folding chaperone. The transcript has 5 exons. The coding region runs from base 82 to 1533 and encodes 483 amino acids. Lineage: Eukaryota; Metazoa; Mollusca; Bivalvia; Venerida; Veneridae. The record is from RefSeq and is a predicted model, not a curated record.